Felis catus (domestic cat) is the source of this 4425-nucleotide messenger RNA. RefSeq names its product basic proline-rich protein-like. The transcript is spliced from 7 exons. The record is from RefSeq and is a predicted model, not a curated record. Lineage: Eukaryota; Metazoa; Chordata; Mammalia; Carnivora; Felidae. The coding region runs from base 696 to 1883 and encodes 395 amino acids.
CCGGGAGGGUGCAGGGGCCCGAGCCCACAUCGGAGAAGUAUCACUAAGGGCCUGCAUCGGCCUUGCCCCUUCCCUGCUCAACUAAGACCCCUCACUCAGGGUGGGGUCUGGGCGGCAGUUAACACUUCUCCGGCGGACGCAAAGCCAAAGAAAGCACCGCAUUCAACGCCAGUCCGAAACCGUUCGCGCCGAACAGUCCCCAGAACAGACGGGCGAGAGACUCCCGGCUGGAGUGGACUGUGAUGGGAAGGGCUCCGCGGUGAGCGGCCGCCAGAGAGCGGGGAGGGGAGCUCCGGGCAGUGCGGACGCGCGUGCAGACGAGCCCCGCCCCGGGCGCCCUCCCUUCUUCCCCCCUGUGCGCGGGGCCGGGGCACGCCAGGCGGCUGCGGCGCGAACCUGCUCGCGCAAACCGGAGCAGCUCGGGGCAGCCGUGCGUGAAGCCAGAACCCCUGGCCGAGAAGAGGCCAAGGGGCGGGAACGGAGCUGACAUCAACCCUCUCCCUUCAAGGAGGGAAGUGCACGCGCGGCGCCCGCGUAGCUGACCCGGGUUCGGGGAGGUGGGGAGAAGGCUGUGAGCGGAGUUAGGGGGCGGGGCAGCAUGGGGUUGGGCGGUGCGAACUAAGGGAAUAAGGGGAAGGGGGCGUGUUUUCCGGGAUUCGGGACCUAGAAGGUGGGGGGUACUCGGGGACGGGCAGAUGGCCGGGAGCUCCCGGGAAAGUAAAAAGAGGGGCGCGCGGAGGGCGAGCUCUGGGCUUGGGGCUCCCACAGGUCGGGGAAUAAUGCAAGGAGGAGAAAAAGACAGAGCUCAGGGAUACCAGGGGACGCGGGCAGCGGCGGCUUCUUCAAGACACCGAGGGAGAAGAAGGGACGGGAAGGGGGGUGGGGAGGAUGGUACUUCCACCCGCCCCCCUCCAGCCCGGGGGCGUGGCGCCGCCCCGGCCCUCCCACUCCCCCGGACCAUCCAGGUUGGGCCUGGCUGGGCCAGACUCGGCCCCCGCACACCUCCCGGGCCUCCGGCGCCGUCCCGCGUACCACCCGCCCCAACCGCCUCCGGUGGAGAAGGAGUAGGCGCAAGGCCCACACGUCCCUCAAACUUGUUGCAAGUUCACUCCCACGCCUCCCGCCCCUUCGACUCCCAGCUCCGGAGCCGGGAAGGCCCAUGCCCGCCCCGGCCCCUCCCGCCUGGUUACAUAAGGUCGCAGAGAAGCCAGCCGCCCCCGGCCCGGGCCUGCAGUGAGGGGCCGGAGGAGUUCCUGGGCUCGGCGGGCAGCGCCACUCCGGCCAUGUGCCCAGCGUCUCGGGCUAGACGGACAGCGGGGCGGGUGGCGGCGCGGCGCACACACUCCCUGUCCCCUCUUCAGCCGGCACCCCCAUCCACCCACCUGUCUCCCGGACCCACAGAAUCAGGGCGGGGGAGCCUGGGUCCGGGGUUCCCAGCCUUCCGCUCACCCUUUGGCCCUCGGUCCCUCUCACCUAUCUCUGAAGGUCAAUCCGUCCGCCGCCUGUCCCCCGCGGCUCCGGCAACUUGUCCCAAGUUCAGGUGUCCGGCCCGCGAGCUGCGCCUGCCGCCCCCUCCCGGACUCCUCCGGCUCCACGCCACCGGGAAGGCCCGCCCUGCCCGCCCUUUCACGCUGCCGUCGGCGCCGCCGCCGCUCCCUAUGUCCAGCCCGCGGCCGCCGCCUCCGCUGUCACCGAGCCCCGCGCCCGGCGCCAGGGCUCCCACUGUCAAUCCGCACCCACUUCCCGCCGCGCCCGGCAGAGGGCAGCACACGCCCCCCCGCGGUCCCGCCCCGCCCUGCUCCGCCCCUCGAGGGCCUACCGCGGCGCCCGCGGGGAAAUGUAGUCCCUCCCGUCGGUUCUGCCAGGCACGCCGGGAUUUGUAGUCCCACUCUGUGGGCCCUGGCCUGGGUAAGGGGGACUUGGCAUUUAACUUGGAACUUAUGUCGCACUUCGUUUCUGCCCCUUUUGCAAGUUUUUUUCUCUUCUCAGUCAGUGAUGCCACGCACUCCAGCUCCCUAUGUACACCCUGUGGCCUCUCUGACCCCAAGGAGAGGCCUGCAGGAGGCUGUCUUGCCUGGAGUCUAGGAAGGAUAUAGGGUCCCAGAUAGUGUGCUGUUGCUAUAGAAACUACUGCAUGGCAAACCUCAGUUUCCCUCAUGUUUGGGAGUGGAAUGCCAGACUUGGAUCUCGUGCUUUCACCCCUGCACCUGAACAUAAGGGACAAGGCUGGGGUCAGGCUGAUCAAGGACAGCAUGGAAAAAUAUGUCCAAGGAGCCUCCCUCCCUCCCAUUAUGAGUUUUCCAAUUAUACCCCUCCUCAAGCCUCAUCAGUCCUACCUGGCUGGUGACCCCCACCACCAUGCUGCAGGGAAACAUUUUGCAGAUCUACUUCAUGUCAUUCCCCUGUUGGAAGUUACAUAGCUCUGAGCUACCCUUCUCUGCUUUCCCCACUUCCUCCUCUGCCCAGUACCACGUAGCCCCAGAUCUGUGGGUCUUUGGCGGGUGGCUCCUAAGGAGAACAGGAAUGAAAUCUAGAGGGAGAAAACAUCUCUUGUUCACUUCGUUACAACAAAUGGGCUUGAUUUCCCGGUGAUUCCAAGUAGCUAUUGCUCUUGUCCACAAUUAAGGGCCAGCCCUUCUUCAAACAGACCCUUGGGGCGUAAGGGUCUAGGUGUAAAUAUGAUCAGUUUCACUCAACCCAGACCUUCUGACGCCCUCUUGGAAACAGGUUCUGGUAGCAUCACCCUCCUCCCGGAAGGACCCAUGAUUGCCACGAGUGCACACAGGCAUCCAGCAUCUCUCAGAAAUUCCCAUGCAAACCUGAUCACAGAGACAAGCUGUGAAGAGACUCCAAGCUCUGAGGGGAGCUGCUUUACAGGCCACAACUGCCCUCUAAAAACAACACGCUGGCCAACAUGGAAAAGAACUAUUUAUUAUGAGAGAAAAUCCAAAAUCUAGAAAAAGAAGGCUGAGUCCAGAGAAGAAGCACACAGAGAAGCUCGGGGUGGGGGAUCUAGAGGAAGAAGGGAGCCCAGGCAUCCAGGCACUCAGUCUAGGUGGCAACGGCAAAGCCCACCCUCUUGUUGCCAAUGUCGAAGAUGGAAUAGUAGGACCUGAGGAAGACGUCCCCGAGGAUCCACAGGGGCUGGCCACUGCUAGAGGGCAGCCUCGUGCCCGAGAAGGGGUUUGGAAUCGGUGGGUGGACAACGUGAGGCAGCAUUGCCAGGAGCUGGGAAAUGGCACGUGGUGAGGAGACCCAGCGCUUCCGGCUCCCAGCCCCUCCUCACACCCAGUCACAUCCCUGCAGACUUACUCUGAAGAGCAUCUCCGUCUGACCUCCCAUGAGACGGUGAGGUCUGUGAGGUUCCAACCCGGCUCAGAGCCCCAGGGACAGUCCCCACGUCCCGGGGCAGGGAGCAGCCUGCCACGUGGCUCACCCUUAGAGUGUCAUAGCCGUAAAUGCCGCGGAGGCCGCCACUGCCGUAUCGCACGGAGAAGAUCUGCCCGUUGCUGGAGGAGACUCUCAAUGAGAACUUCGUGAAGAGUGGAGAGAGUGGAAGAGAAAGAUUAUUGUAGAUGCUGGUGGGAGGGAAUGGCCUUGUCUGCAGUGAACAGAAUGGAGCAGAGAGAAGUGGGCCGGACCGACCAGAAGGGUCAGGCUGGAGCAGGUGAAGGAACCCUCUGCACACAUGUGGGUGAGAGGGAAGGCAAAGUAAUCACCCAGCUCCACGGCGGCCUCUUCUCCUCUCUGUCUUGCACACACCCCUUGAUCCUGGCCAAGUCCCUGACUCUCAGGAUGGAAGUGCCCCGGCCUCACAGUCCCUCACCAGCCACCUGUCCUUGCAAGCCCAGCACUUACCACAGGCCUGGCUCUGGCAGUGGACAGAGGGCACCCACAGGCUGGAUGAACCAGUAUCAAAAAGGACAAGGAAGUUCUGCGGAGGAGUCCCAAUGCUGAUCUCACCAAGGAGGAAAGCAAUCCUGCCAUCCGGGGUCUGUUUGGACAACCACCAACAGAAUUAAGUCUGCAGAAAGGCAUGCGGCCCCAAGUUAAAGAUUACAGGGGAAAACCCCAGGAUGCUGAAGACAAUGAAAACAAAGCCCAAGAGAAGAAGGAAUGAAUUAGCCCGCGCAAUCCCAAGGUGUGCGGCCUCUGCUUUUGUUACCAGAGAUAGCAUCACUCACACAAAUUGCUGAGAUGUUUUGCAGAUCCAGACCAGGGAAGGGAAUGACCACCCAGUCACAGUUGAUGAAACCGGACAGACCAGGGCCGGAAAGACAAGUCAAUCAGUCCUGAAGUUGACCCGAUCCCUGACCCAUCAGAAGAACCCACGACUCUCAGCCCCCUACCCUGCGUGCAGCAUUAGCGCCCCGUUCUCUGAGUGGUGUAACACCAGUAAAGAGGCCUGUCUUUCUUCACCAUGAA